Messenger RNA from Rubroshorea leprosula, 1518 nucleotides. Lineage: Eukaryota; Viridiplantae; Streptophyta; Magnoliopsida; Malvales; Dipterocarpaceae. The record is from the annotation of a GenBank genome assembly.
AGUAAUUAUAAUUGAAUUAUAUUAUGUUUGAAAUUGUUAUAUUGUGGAAAAAGUGUUAUGUCUAAAUUGUACAAUUUAAAUGAUUGAACAAGGUGAGUCUCUUAAUAUGGGGCUAUGCUUUCUCAUUUAAAAUUCAUGUUUUAGAGUGGGGUGUAAAACAUAAAGUUCAUGUUUUAGAUGAAGUAGGUCGAAGCUGGGCAUAUGGGAUUUGCUCUGUCUCCAUGGUUUUGGCCAUAUUGAUAUCUUUUUCCAGAAGCAAAAGAGAAAGAUACAAGAAAAGUGUGGGAAGCCCCAUUGUUCAUAUUUUCCAGGUUGUUGUCACUGCUAUAAGGAAGAGGAAGAUAGACCUCCCUUUUAAUGCUGACCUAUUGUAUGAGGAUUGUAAUGAAGUUUCAAGAAUUCAACACACAGAUCAACUCUGAUUUUUGGACAAGGUAGCCCUUGUUGCUGAAGGAGAUUUUAAUGGAGCUGCUGGUUCCACUCCCAACCCUUAGAAACUAUGUUCGGCUACCAGAGUAGAGGAAGUGAAAAUGAUGAUUGGAUUGCUGCCAACAUGGGCCACCACGUUCAUAUUUUGGACAACCUAUGAACAUAUGAGAACUUUCUCAGUUGAGCAAGCCUCCACCAUGGAAAGAUCAAUUGGGAAUUUCCAAAUUCCCACUGGCUCUCACCGUCUUCUUCGUGGCAGCAAUAAUGAUCACUCUGGCUGUCUAUAACCAGCUCAUUACGCCCCUUUGGAAGAAAUGGAAAGGAAAACCAGGUUUCACCAAUCUACAAAAGAUGGCCAUAGGCUUAGUCCUAUCAGUUUUGGGAAUGGCAGCAGCAGCACUGACAGAGGGGAAAAGGUCAUCAGUAGCAAGAACGUCCUCCACACCAACCUUACCCAUAUCUGUUUUCUGGCUGAUUCCACAUCACUUCUUGGUUGGGUCUGGUGAGGCAUUCACAUACACAGCCCAGCUUGAUUUCUUCAUCACUCAGUCUCCCAAAGGAGUGAAAACCAUGAGCACUGGCCUCUUCCUCACCACUCUGUCCUUGGGUUUCUUUGUCAGCAGUUUCUUGGUAGUGGUGGUGAAGAAGGUGACUGAAGGCAGGGACGGCCAAGGGUGGCUGGUGGACAACAUAAACCAUGGAAGGCUUUACUGUUUCUAUGGACUUCUAGCUAUAUUGGGGAUCAUCAAUUUUGCGAUAUAUCUUGUUUGUGCAGUGUGAUACAGGCCAAGAAAGCCUAAGGCUGAUCCAAAGGCUGGGAAUAUUGUCAAUGGGUCUUGUGCAGAGUAGAUGUGAUAGGAUUCUGAACUAGCUAAGUUUUUGCUUAAUAUGGACUGUUUCUAUUUGUGGUUUGUAUAUUAAGAAAUAGGUUUUUGGAUGUUUCUUAAUUUCCGUUUUCAUCAUCAACAGGGUUGAUUUUAUGUUUUUGUUUGUAAACUUAUUAGAAAAGGGUGACAGACGCUCUCGUGGUACCAUGUUUAUCAGUGUCAAAGCCACAGGUAAAAAUAUUAAUGAAGUUUGAUUGCGAAG